Molecule: messenger RNA, 1679 nt
Organism: Drosophila teissieri
Lineage: Eukaryota; Metazoa; Arthropoda; Insecta; Diptera; Drosophilidae
Gene: RabX1
Product: ras-related protein RABF2a
Exons: 4
Coding region: 397-1182 (261 amino acids)
Molecular function (GO): GTP binding; GTPase activity
Source: RefSeq, a predicted model, not a curated record
UAGUUCAAUUCUGGAUAACCAAUCAAAAUAAAAUAUAAGUAUAUUUCUUAGAAAUCUAUUUAUUUAUGUGUAGAGCAAGGUUAUUAUUUGCAAAAUUCUGUUCAGUGAAUCCAGCUAUAUGUGGCAACAGUAACUAUCGCAUCUAGUGUCAGCCCUGCGCCCGUUUUGAAAACCCCCACCGAGUGCGAUAAAUUCAGUUGGGCCCAAGAAACCAUACGCAACAGGCCGCCAAAGGGCCAAUUACGCGCUUCUCAACCACUGGCCCCAUUAGCAACAACAACAACAAGAGCAAUAGCAACAACCACUGCGCCAACAACACAUCAUCUCAUCCAUUUUACGGAAAACGUCACUAAAAUCCAAGGAAAGCGAUGCGAUUAAGCCGCUAAUCUCGGCGAGAUGCGCGGAAUCGAGGGCAAAGUGCUUGUUCUGGGCUCGCGAGGUGUGGGCAAAACACGCUUGGUCAUCCGCUACAUAAAGAACACGCUGCACAGGAAGGAGAGCGAGGUGCCCACAAUAGCCGUGUCCUUCUUCACGUGCAACAUCAUCCUGGACGAGGUCAAAAUUAAAUUGCAAAUUUGGGACACAGCUGGCCAGGAGCGGUAUCGGGCGGUGGCGCCCAUGUACUACAGGAAUGCCAACGCUGCCAUUCUGGUCUUCGAUCUGACGCAGUACAAGACCUUCACGGAGAUCAAGUCGUGGAUUCAGGAGCUGCACCGCAAUGUUCAGGAUCCGAUGAUACUGACGCUUGUGGGGAACAAGAUGGACAUGCAGGCGCAGCGAGCGGUUUCCCGGGAGGAGGCAUUCGUGUUCGCCACCUCCAUUGGGGCAACCUACUUUGAAACCUCCACCGAAACGGAUCAGGGACUCGAGCAAGUGUUCAUCUCCACUGCCCAGGGACUGGUUCGCCUGGCGGACGAGGGCAAGAGCCCAUCGCUGCGCUCCUUUGAGUCGACUGAUUCGCUGGCCUACACCAACACCAACACUGCCUUCAGUCACACGGUGGCCGCCCUGGCCAGGAGCUCCGGCAAUGCAGCAUUUCGUCUGCCCUACGUGGACAUUGGCUUGGCGGUGGAGGGCGAGGACGUGAAGACCAAUGGCGUGGGGCGGCUGGAGACGGCGCCGUGGAGCAUCGAGCACAUUGCCCUCGGCGAGGUGGAGCGGCCCAGCUGGUGCUGCUACUAAGAUCUAUCAGAUCCCCAGGAUCCAUAUCUGUGAAAGAACCAAUGUGAUUUUAACAGAAGCAGACUGCAGUUCGAAUAUGGGCUCAAGGGCCAACCAGCAUCGUUUAAGCAAUCAAGCAAUCCAACUCCAGAAAUGCAAAGACCAAAAGCAGCCGCCGCAACAGCAAGAAGCGAACUUGGCUUGAAGCUAUGUAUUAAUACACUGAUUAGGCUAGAUCCACGAUCCUCUCGAUCCACUGACAAGGCGCUGGGAUAACCGCUUCAUCAUAAUCUUAGUUCUUAAUGACAGCUGUAUACAGCAAUUGCCGCGUGCAUAUUAUGACUUUAUACACUUGUUUCGCUAUAAGCCCAUUUGACUUACCAAUCCUAAGAUUAACUCACAAACACAAGGAGCAGCACUCACGAAACACUCACCCACAAGACAUUAACACAAACACCAAUUCAUGUACAAAGCAUUUUAUACUGCAUGCCUAUAAUAAAUGUAAAUGUAAUAAUGUA